AAACAAACGAGGUAUGAGAUAAAAAAUUAUCGAUAUAUUUCGCAUGACAAGGAAAAAAAUAGAAAAGAAAAGAAAAAGAUAAAAGGAUGAAUAUGGCAUGUUAUCUGUUCUGAGAGAUUAGUGACUUUUAAAAAAAGUUGAUCCGAUUUAAGGAGAACUAAUUUCCAGUUGGAAUCAGGAAAAACAAAUAAACAAUCAACAUGAUUUAUCUCUUCAACUUCCACCUAGUUACCAGUUGUUUUAACAACUUAGUGCACAAAAAUAGAUAGCCUUAGCACCUUAGUGCUCAGACUUUUCACUUUCGGUAUUGCUGGUUAUUUUUUUUCUUUAUUAUAAUUUUCGACAAAUGAACGAUUGUCUGCAUUCCUUAAUGACGGUAUCUUUGAAGUUUGUGCGUCAUGAUAAGGUAUGGUAACUCACAAAAAUGAAAUAUAUCCGUGUGUUGUUAAGUUCAUGGAAUAAGAGAUGAAGUUGUAUAACAAAAAUAAUGACGAUGUUCAACAACACAACCACAAAUGUGUCACAAGCUCUACCACGUGCGUCUCCAGAAGAACCGCUCGAAAUGGUUAUUCCACUCAUGGUGUGCUGUGUUAUAGCGGUUAUAUCAAAUUUAUUCGUCUGCUAUCUCAUUUUGACAGUUCGUCGUUUGAAAACGACUACAAACGUUUUCGUUUUUAGUCUAUGCAUUUGCAACAUUAUGUUUAGCGCUGUGCUACUCCCCGUCCACUGUUUCUACCAAAACAGCUUGUUAUAUUUGUACUUAGUCAUCAUCACUGUCGUAAUUUAUAUCGGCAAUCUUACAGCAGCAACAUACGAGAGGUUAUACUCGAUAACAAAACCGCUAAAAUAUCAUCUCGUAAUGACGAAACAAAACGCUAUUAAAAUUACCAUUGUCGCGUAUAUUUUACCGCUAGCUUAUUGUUUCUUGCCGCUAAUUUGGAAAACUAACACUACUUUGCUAGUUCACAAAAUUUACGUCGUUGGUACCUUGGCUAUAUUCCUAAUCGGACCGCUGGUCUUUAUUCUGUUCGUUUACAUUAAGGUUUGUUUGGAGAUUAGAAAGAUGGUCGUGUAUAAGAAGAAACUUACGAUUUCUUGUAGCACCGAUGUAGACAGUCGCAGUGAAGCUAAGAGCAGAAAAAAAUGUAACACAAGCAAAAGCCAGAUUUCUCGAUUUCUAUGCUGUUGUAAUGUUAAGUCUGGAACAAUGACGAAAAUGGGCGAAAUUCCAGAAAAAGCUCUGCUGGACAAAAAAAACCGCCAAAAAUCAAUAUCGUUUGACGAUUCUUCCGAAGUGUUUCACGAAAGAGGAACAGCAAGCAUUUCUACAGACAGCAAUCAAAACAACGUUCGCAGGGACAGUACGGACGAAAGACAAAGCCUACAAAGUAACAACUUAUUUGACCGGCACACGAAACGAAAAUCAAUCAGUAACAUAGCUCGCUCAUUUGUUUCGCACAAUAGCAGACGAAAAUCUAGUACCAGUAAAACAAAAAUUAAAAUGGCGGAAUUAAAAGCCUCUUUUGCGUUUGCCAUCGUCGCAUUUACAUAUAUGUUUACAUGGUUACCUGUCGUUGUCAUGACAACGCUUGAAGCACUUGACAAGCAAGAACUAACUCCUCCCAGUUUAGUGGUCUUCUCGAUAUUUGCUAUCGCGUUGAACGCGUUGACCGACCCUUUCUUAUACGCAUUGUUGUUACCGAAUUUCCGUACAACCUUGCGAAAAAUGCUUCGUAGAAGAAGGAAAAGUUACUGAAACUUGAGACAAAUAUUUAAAAAAAAUCUUUUAGAAAAUUAAAUGUUUCUUUCUGUAAAUUUUAUUUUCUAGUAAAUUUGGUAUAACACGCA
Messenger RNA from Hydractinia symbiolongicarpus, 1848 nucleotides. RefSeq lists its product as uncharacterized. Gene Ontology annotation, biological process: adenylate cyclase-activating adrenergic receptor signaling pathway. The coding region runs from base 488 to 1756 and encodes 422 amino acids. Lineage: Eukaryota; Metazoa; Cnidaria; Hydrozoa; Anthoathecata; Hydractiniidae. The transcript is spliced from 2 exons. The record is from RefSeq and is a predicted model, not a curated record. Gene Ontology annotation, cellular component: membrane. Gene Ontology annotation, molecular function: G protein-coupled receptor activity.